AUGCUUGAUAUUCGAAGGUUGGUUGAAAAAAAAUAUUUUUUUUGAUUGUGAAAAAAAAUCUGGAAAUUGUAGGUUUGAUAUUUAUCGAAAAGUUCCAAAAGAUCUCACACAACCAACAACAGCUGGAGCAAUUAUAUCGAUUUUAUGUGUACUUUUCAUCUCGUUUAUGAUAUUUAAUGAUGUUUUGGCGUAUAUUUUCAUUGACCUGUAAGUUUUUUUGAAAAAUAAUUAUUAGGAGUUUUUUAUUAGAAAGUUUCAAAUAUUUUUCAUCCAUAAUUAUUGCGUAGAAAUUUGUUUUCCUCAAAGUUUUCAGAACUUUUUUCUAGAAGAUCAAAAUUUUUUUUUUGAUUUUUUUGAUCUAAUUCACAUCUUUAAGUAUCGAUUUUUUUCAGAAAAAGCGAAUUUUUCAUCGAUGAUCCUGGCCGAGAAGGAAAAAUCGACGUGCAAGUCAAUGUUUCAUUUCCAUUCAUGGAAUGCAAAAAUCUCGGAGUCGACAUUCAAGAUGAAAAUGGCCGACACGAAGUUGGUUUUGUGGAUCAUACAAACAAGGUGAAAAUUGGUGAAAAUGGAUGUAGAUUUGAGAGCAAGUUUGAGAUCAAUAAAGUUCCUGGUAAUUUCCAUAUCGCAACUCAUUCUGCAAGUGAACAACCGGAAAAAUAUGACAUGCGACAUAUUAUUCAUUCAAUCAAGUUUGGCGAUGAUGUUUCCGUGAGUACAAUUUAUUCAUUUUUUUUGAAUAGUAGAAGUUGGGGUUUUUCAGCAUAAAAAUCUUCGUGGCAGUUUUGACCCGCUCAGUGGCAAAGAUGCAAUGGAAGAUAGUGGACUAAAAACACAUGAAUAUAUUCUAAAGGUUUGUAAGACUCAAUUUUUUUUAAUUUCGAAAAUUUCCAGAUCGUUCCAUCUGUCCAUGAAGAUUACUACGGUAACAUCCUCAACAGUUAUCAAUAUACUUUCGGCUACAAAUCCUACCUAAUAUAUCACCAUUCUGGAAAAAUCAUUCCAGCUGUAUGGUUCAAAUAUGAACUUCAACCGAUAACUUUGAAACAAACUGAACAACGACAAUCUUUUUAUAUAUUCCUAACAUCUGUAAGUUCGAAUUUUUCAUUCCUAUUCAAAAUUUCUAAAAAUAAUUUUCAUUUCAGAUUUGCGCAGUUGUUGGUGGCACAUUCACAGUAGCUGGGAUAAUUGAUUCAACGUUCUUCACAUUGUCAGAAAUUUUGAAAAAGCAGCAAAUUGGAAAACUCACAUAA
Messenger RNA from Caenorhabditis angaria, 1250 nucleotides. NCBI's taxonomy places the organism in Eukaryota, Metazoa, Nematoda, Chromadorea, Rhabditida, Rhabditidae. The record is from the annotation of a GenBank genome assembly.